Messenger RNA from Gaeumannomyces tritici R3-111a-1, 2140 nucleotides. Its product is annotated as multidrug and toxin extrusion protein 1. The record is from RefSeq and is a predicted model, not a curated record. Gene Ontology annotation, cellular component: membrane. The transcript is spliced from 2 exons. Gene Ontology annotation, molecular function: antiporter activity; xenobiotic transmembrane transporter activity. Gene Ontology annotation, biological process: xenobiotic detoxification by transmembrane export across the plasma membrane. NCBI's taxonomy places the organism in Eukaryota, Fungi, Ascomycota, Sordariomycetes, Magnaporthales, Magnaporthaceae. The coding region runs from base 335 to 1942 and encodes 535 amino acids.
AUUCAAGCACUAGAGUCGCCCUACUGUCUGUUAUAUCACCUCCCCGAGGGCCUGCCUCGUCGAGUAUGUGUUGCCGACUCCAAUUUUGCCUUCCUUCACUGUCCCAUAUCAUUCCUAGUGUCUCCAAGGUAAAACUGGCGGUCUGUUAAAAGUCGCCGCCUGCUGGUUUCACUAUCAUUUCUUAGUUUCUGUUUUGCUUUCGAUUUUGUGUCAUUGGAAUCAUUUAUCAUAUACCAUCUUGGGGCUUCGCUCGGACAGGCUCAUUCUUGAUUUCACUUCUUUUGAUACUCUGUCCUGCAUGCUGCAUUGCUAGCUGUGGUCCUUGACCUCGCAAAUGUCCGCAGCUCAUGGUGGCCGAGGUCGGCCGCUCGAUCCCGAAAAUGAACCAACCGAGACAACCAGCCUCCUGCCGAAACCCGCCUCUGUUGCUAGCUCUACAUCGGCGCUGUCCACGCCCGACAGCACCUCGGCCGGCACGGGCGAGCUUCCCGGGCCCUCACAGUACCCCCAGUGGCUCUCGGAGAUAUGGUUCCUGGUCAAGGCCUCCAUACCCGUCAUCAUGGCCUACACGCUGCAGAACUCGGUGCAGACGGUGUCGGUGCUGAUAGUGGGCCGCCUGAGCCCCGAGGCCCUCGCCACGGCAGCCUUCUCGUACAUGUUCGCCAUGUCGACGGCCUGGCUGAUCGCGCUGGGCGGGGCCACGGCUCUGGACACCCUGGCCUCGAGCAGCUACACGGGCUCGGCCAGCAAGCACGACCUCGGGAUCCUCCUGCAGCGCGGCGUCGUUAUUCUGACGGCAUUUUACGUUGCCGUCGCCUGUAUGUGGUGGUUCUCCGAGCCCCUAUUCCGGGCGCUUGGCCAGGAGGAGUUUAUAUGCGUGCAGAGCUCCCGGUUUCUGCGUUGCAUGAUCCCAGGCGGGUUCGGGUACAUCUGGUUUGAGGCAAUGAAAAAGUACCUUCAAGCUCAGGAGAUAUAUCAGCCCGGGACCUAUGUCCUUUUGAUAACCUCACCACUGAGCGCAGCUCUCAACUACUUUUUCAUCCAUAAUCUCGGGCUCGGGCUCUACGGCGCACCCGUAGCGACCGGAAUCGCGUACUGGGUCUCGUUCCUACUGCUCGUGCUCUACGCAGCCUUCGUGCGGGGACACGAAUGCUGGGGCGGCCUCGAUCUCCGGCGAGCCCUACGGCCGGCCCACAUGGCCCCCUUUGCGAAGCUGGCCCUCCUCGGCAUCAUGCACGUGGGCACCGAGUGGUGGGCCUUCGAGAUCGUGGCGCUGGCGGCGGGCCGGCUGGGCACCAUCCCGCUCGCGGCGCAGAGCGUCAUCAUGACGGCCGACCAGAUCAUCAACACGAUCCCCUUCGGCCUCGGCGUGGCGACGUCGUCGCACCUGGGCAACCUGCUGGGGGCGCGGCGGGCCGGGGACGCGGAGCGGGCGGCGCACUGCGCCGCGCUGCUGAGCGUGCUCAACGGGGGCGCGAUCCUGGCGGCGCUCUGGGCCAGCAAGGACGUGUUCGGGCGCCUGUUCAACGACGACGAGCGCGUGGUGCGGCUCGUGAGCGAGGUCAUGCCCUGGGUCGCGCUCUUCCAGAUCGCGGACGGGCUCAACGGCUCGUGCGGCGGCGCGCUCCGCGGCAUGGGGCGGCAGUCGGUGGGCGCGGCGGUCAACAUGGUGAGCUACUACGGCGGCGCGCUGCCCAUGGGGAUAUACCUGGCGUUCCACGGCUGGGGGCUCGGGGGCCUGUGGGUCGGGCAGUGCGUCGCGCUCUAUCUGGUCGGGGCCUUUGAGUGGCUCAUCGUCGGCAUGAGCAAGUGGGAGCGCGAGGUGGAGAGGGCGAGGGAGAGGUUGGAGAGCGGCGGGCUGGCGGUGGCGGCGCAACUGGAGGAUGAGCAGCAGUGGGAGGCUGGUGGUGGAGGAUCAGUUACUGGCCAGGAUCACGCCUGACCUUACGCAUCUGGGAUUUCUGGUUGUAUGUGUUUGAGAACAUGGAGCGGAGUGAGCGUCUGGAUAUUGGUGGGACUGGAACGCAGCUUCCUAAAAUAAAAGAGCGUGCGUCUUUCAUCUGAUGGGAUUCUGAUGGCGUGGCAUGGGCAGCAGAGGACUGCAUGGUAAACAGAGUAAACAUGUAAAGUUCGCCCGUCU